AGAAAGCGUUUCUUCGCAUAAUACUGCGGGUGCAAGCAUCAUAGACGUGGUACUGGGUGAAGAUAGAUAACCACAUCGAUUGUUAGCGACAUGAUGUUUCUCACGAACGGCCCCGAGGGGGGCAACCAGGGUGUCGGAGGUAGCGGGCAGAACUAUGGAAGCGGACAAGGCUAUGGGAAUGGUGGCGGCUACUUGGGAGGUGGGAGAGGACCAGUGGGAGGCAAUAGCGGAUGUUACAACUACGGAAAACCCGGGCAUAUCGCCCGAGAUUGCUGGUCCCGCAGAGGGAGGAGCUUCGGGGCACAGAACAGAGAUCCCGAAUUAGAGGAGAUAAAGGAACAUUUUCGACAAGUAAGGAAGGAGCGGCAAGAAAUAGAAGAGGAGAAGAUUGGAGGAAAAAAGAAAGAUGAGAGAGGAAGACGAACUCAGGAGAACACAGGACUUCGCCCCAGGGUGUCGGAGAUAGCGGGUAGAACUAUGGAAGCAGACAAGGCUAUGGGAAUGGUGGCGGCUACUUGGGAGGUGGGGGAGGACCAGUGGGAGGCAAUAGCGGAUGUUACAACUACGGAAAACCCGGGCAUAUCGCCCGAGAUUGCUGGUCCAGCAGAGGGAGAAGCUUCGGGGCACAGAACGGAGAUCCCGAAUUAGAGGAGAUGAAGGAACACUUUCGACAAGUAAGGAAGGAGCGACAGGAAAUAGAGGAGAAGAGAAGAUUGGAGGGAAAAAAAAAGAUGAGAGAGGAAGACGGACUCAGGAGAACACAGGACUUCGCCCGGAAAGCUGAAGAAUUCAAGUUGCAGCCGAGAGCG
Messenger RNA from Chara braunii, 809 nucleotides. The record is from the annotation of a GenBank genome assembly. NCBI's taxonomy places the organism in Eukaryota, Viridiplantae, Streptophyta, Charophyceae, Charales, Characeae.